Molecule: messenger RNA, 855 nt
Organism: Malassezia restricta
Lineage: Eukaryota; Fungi; Basidiomycota; Malasseziomycetes; Malasseziales; Malasseziaceae
Product: maintenance of ploidy protein MOB2
Exons: 1
Coding region: 1-855 (284 amino acids)
Biological process (GO): signal transduction; positive regulation of protein phosphorylation; cell division
Cellular component (GO): nucleus; cytoplasm
Molecular function (GO): protein kinase activator activity
Source: RefSeq, a predicted model, not a curated record
AUGAGCUUUUUCAAUCAGAUUGGGCGCUCGAUGGGCCUCCCAUCGCGGUCCGCCAAGCCGCGGGCGCAGCCGCAGCCGCAGCCCGUCGUGCUGGAGCGGCCGUGGAGCGAUGCGCCCGUGCCCGCGCCGCACAAGCCGCUCUACCUGUGUCAGCCGUUCGAGCGGAGCACGCUGAUCAAGGGCUCGUUCCGCACGAUUGUCGCGCUGCCCAAGUAUGUGCACCCGUACGAGUGGGUCGCGAUCAAUCUGUGCGACUUUUUCCACAACCUGAACUUGUUCUGUGGCGUGCUGACCGAGUUUAUGACGACGCAGGCGCAGCCGACAAUGUCGGCCGGCGUCGGGAUGCACUAUACCUGGGUCGAUAUCCACCGCAAGCCGAUCCAUCUGCCGGCGGCGCAGUACAUCGACUUUGUGAUGACGUGGAUUGCGCAGCUUUUGCAGGACGAGGCUGUCUUUCCCACGCGCCCCGGCCGCGACUUUCCCCCGACGUUCCCCACGACCGCGAAGCACAUGUACAAGCACAUGCUGCGCAUCUUUGCCCACAUAUACCACGCGCACUUCCCCGAGCUCGUGCACCUCAGUUGCGAGGGCCAUCUCAACUCGCUGUUCGCGCACUUUCUCGUGUUUGGCCACGAGUUCCAGCUCUUCCAGUUUGCCGAGUUCAAGGGCGGCCCACCCGCGUGCCGCGGCGGCGUAGGUGGCCCAGAGCAUCCCGCUAUGGAGACGCCUGCGCUGCGCGACGUCGCCGCCGCGCCGAUCGGAUGCACGGGCGAGCCGCAGCCCUACCCUGGCGUAUGUGAUCUGAUCGAGCGAUGGGUCGAACGAGAUAUCCUGCCACGCGAGGUGCUGGGGUGA